This is a messenger RNA of Oncorhynchus tshawytscha (Chinook salmon), 884 nucleotides long. It is a transcript of the gene nherf1b, whose product is annotated as SLC9A3 regulator 1b. Gene Ontology annotation, biological process: protein localization to plasma membrane. The record is from RefSeq and is a predicted model, not a curated record. Gene Ontology annotation, molecular function: protein-membrane adaptor activity; signaling receptor binding. Gene Ontology annotation, cellular component: apical plasma membrane. Lineage: Eukaryota; Metazoa; Chordata; Actinopteri; Salmoniformes; Salmonidae.
UUAUAAAGUAGUCUACUGAGUUUAAUUCAGUGUCAGAUUAGAGAAUAGAGUUUUGGAGAAAAGUCAACGCAUACAUAUAGUUAGUAGAACUUCAGGUUUGGGCGACACAUCUCGGGUUGGCAUACAUCCCCUGUAUGCACAAAGUUUAGGAGUUGCUUUUGAAAGUGAGUUGCGCGACUCCAGUCACCACGGACGGCACCUUAUAAACAGACCGAUUGGAUGACAGACGCUCUUCCUUGAGACCGGUAGAGAUAUUCCUGUUGACGGGUACCACUCGUGCUCAGCAUCCCAAACUGAGUUUACUUGGCAACUUUCAGCUAGUGAACGAUCAUUCUCACAAACAACGGGUUGAAUUGGUGAAAUAAAUAGCAGAAACUAUGCCCAGCAAAAGUGAAGAUAAUCGGCCAAGACUCUGCCUGCUGGAGAAAGGGGACAAUGGUUAUGGGUUCCAUCUCCACGGUGAGAAGGGUAAGACCGGGCAGUUCAUACGGCUUGUGGAGCCCGACAGUCCGUCGGAAACUUCUGGGGUUCGCGCGGGGGACCGACUGGUGUUCGUGAACGGGGAGAACGUGGAGAGCGAGAGCCAUCAACAGGUUGUGUCCCGGAUAAAAGCCACCGUGGGCCAGCUCGAGCUCAUUGUUGUCGACCAGGACACUGAGCAACUGUUGAAAAAACACAAGAUGAAGUGUCUCAAAGAAUAUGUCACGGAGCCCAUUCCUUUACCCAGCGACGACGAGUCAGAAAGCGAAGACGUUAAGGAGAAUGGGACACCAUGCGGGACACGGAGAGAAUCCACACCCAUCCCGGAAAAUAACGGAGAGCACCAUGGCCACGUAGAGCUCCAUAGCCAUGUUGAGAAAAAGCUGAGCAUCAACUCUGAGAAG